This is a messenger RNA of Acanthopagrus latus (yellowfin seabream), 2664 nucleotides long. Its product is annotated as solute carrier family 22 member 13-like. The coding region runs from base 323 to 1909 and encodes 528 amino acids. The record is from RefSeq and is a predicted model, not a curated record. Gene Ontology annotation, cellular component: membrane. Gene Ontology annotation, biological process: transmembrane transport. Gene Ontology annotation, molecular function: transmembrane transporter activity. The transcript has 10 exons. NCBI's taxonomy places the organism in Eukaryota, Metazoa, Chordata, Actinopteri, Spariformes, Sparidae.
AGACCCGCCCUCCCUGUUGAUAUAAAAGGCUCAUUAUAAGGCAACAAAACACAAAUGUCAAUUUCAGGUGAUUAUACAACAUAACAUAUAUAUUGGCCACAGAUCCACAUAAAUCCAACAUAUUGGAACUUUAAAGCUCAUUAGUUAAUUACUUCUUGCUUUAACAAGUUAGCUAUUGCUGAACGAGGUUUACAUUUUCUCUUGAAACGUGUUAACACUAUAUAUUUAGUUACUGACUUAAGUCAGGUGGUUAAACAUUUAUUUUGAGACACUGCAAGAACGACCCCCUGAGUUUGUUUCACACACCAUCUGCUUUGUGACAAUGGUGGCUUUCGAAGAGAUUCUCAGAACUAUAGGAGAGUUUGGUCUCUUCCAGAAACUUCUCACUUUUGGUUUGACAUUGCCAAAUUUCUUAAUCCCAAUCUUUUUCUGUAGUUUUCUAUUUAUCGAGUCAGAUCCAGAGCGACACUGUAGCACAGACUGGAUCCUGAAGGCUGAUCCUAACCUGACCACAGAUGAGCAGCUGAACCUGACUCUGCCCCGGGAGGAGGAUGGGACCUUCAGCAGGUGUCAGAUGUUCGUCCCUGUGGACUGGGACAUUGGUGCCAUCAGGGAGUACGGACUCAAUGAGACAACAGGUUGUAACAAUGGAUGGGUGUACAGCAAGACCCUGUAUGAUGCCACCAUAGUCACUGAUUUUGAUCUCGUCUGUGACAAGUCAACCAUGGUUGAAGUUGUGCAGACCGUCUUCCUGUUUGGUGCGCUUGUCGGUUCAUUCAUCUUUGGGCCAAUAGCUGAAUCGUAUGGCCGCAGGAGAACCGUCCAGUUACCGGUCGUCCUUUCACUAAUAUCUGCCAUAGUUGCCGGUGUGGCUCCAAAUUUCUAUAUUUACAUAGUGUCACAGUUCAUAGCUGCCAUUGGACUCUCAGGAUACAGGAUCAACUCUGUUGUAUUAGCUACUGAAUGGAUUGGGGUCAGUCAAAGGUCCUUCGCCCCCUGUCUGGCCCAGAUGUCUGCAGCUCUUGGACAGUGUGCUACGGCUGGUCUGGUCUAUGCUAUUCGUGACUGGAGAAUAGCACAAUAUGUUUUGGCAGGAGGCCAGGCCAUCGUAUUGUUGUACAUAUGGUGGAUUCCUGAAUCUGCAAGGUGGUUGCUUGGACAGGGAAGAACUGAAGAAGCACAUAAAUUCAUACACAGAGUUGCAACAUUCAAUAAAAAGAAAAUCCCAGAGAAUCUACUGGAGGACGUUAGUCAGGUAACUGGGGAACAACAAGUCCACAGAGGAGGAAUCAAGUCAAUAUUUACCUCCAAAGUCCUGGUGAAAUAUCUCUUCAUUGUAUCUUUUGCCUGGUUUUCGGUAAAUCUAGGCGGCUUCUGUCUUUCUCUGAACGUGGGUAAGUUUGGUCUGAGCAUCUUCCUGGUUCAGCUUCUGUUUGGGGUGUCAGAGAUUCCAGCACAUCUCCUCUGUAUCUGGGUGCUGGAGUUGAUCGGGAGAAAGAAAUCCCUGAUAUCAAUCCUCCUGACUGGUGGUUUUGUUUGCCUCCUAACUGUGGCUUUCCCUCAAGACAGCACUGUUGCUAUCACAGUUCUUGUUACCACUGGAAGGCUCUUUUUUAACUGGGCUGGGUCAGUAUGUGUCCUCUACAUUCAGGAGUUGUUUCCCACCUCUGUCAGGCAAACAGCUGUUGGCUUGGGCUCUAUAGCCUUCAGAGUAGCAGGUUUGCUGUCUCCGUCACUCAACAUGUUGGCUACAUACUACUGGUUCUUACCCAACAUAGUCUUCAGCAGCCUCGUGGUGGUCAGUGGAGCUCUUGUCUUCCUCCUUCCUGAGACCUGCAACAAAGUGCUUCCAGAUUCAACUGCUGAAUCUGAAGGCAACAGCUCUUUACAGGGAUCUGAUGAGUACUAACUCUCAAGUGCUCAUAACAGUAACUACAGGGAACUUCAGGAGAGUCAAAUGGUUAAAGUUUGUGGGAAAUACUUUCUUAUGAAGAGUUAGGGAAACAGCCUGGCUCAUUUCAAAGGUAACAAAAUCCUCCUACUUGCUUCUCGAAACCUCACUGAGUAACUUGUUAUGUGUAGAUCUUGUUAUAUCUGUGCAUAAACAGGAAUGUAGAAAUUACAAUUUGAGACCAAUUUUAGUUGCACCCUGCCAAGCAAUAGUCCACUUUAGUUUUUCUACUUGUUUUUUGUGUGCUUUAGGGGUGAUCUCAAUCGCUCUGUUUGCAGUCUGUUUAAAGCUUCAUAUUUAAUGGACGGAUAUAAAAGAAUCUGUCUGCUUAUCAAAGUGAUGAAGUGUAUUUAUCAGCAUCUAGAAGCAUAAAUGAGCAGAGAUAACAGGUUUAUUUUACUUUUCUGGGGUUUUCCCAAAACUUAAGAUUUUUAUUUCAGUUUUAUUAAAACUGCUCAUAUAUGCACUCACGAGCAAUGACUUCGAUAAGAUACAUCUUUUUUUACCCAUAUAGAUAAAAGGUCAGGGUCAGAAUUAAGUAAUCUAAAUGUUGUGUUCCUUUUCUUUACAGGAAUUUAACCACCAAGAAAGCAGGAAGUGACUUCAAUGUGGAUGAGCACAACAGCAGCAAAUCCACCAAACUCUAGUCAGAUUCUAUACUUCCGCGCUUUUUGUCUUGUAUGUAUUGUUGAGUGGAAUAUUUUCUUUGUUUC